AUGCAUACCUCUGGGUAUCUAGUCCAGGAGUCUUAUUCUCAACACCCAAAAGCCACUGCUGCCUGUCCAUCCAAUCUCCUUCACGGAGCCCUCUGGCUGCCAUGCUUUCCUCUACGUCCUCUAUCCAUUUCUUCUUUGGCCUUCCACGCUUCCUUCUUUCAGGUGGCGUAUAGUUAUAAAUUUUCUUUGGCCAGCAGUUCUCAUCCAUCUGCAUUAAGUGGCCAUACCACUUUAACUGUUAAAAACGCGGCACUGGAAAUUGAUCCGAGCUCGAUAAGGCCUGUCAUCUUUCUGAAGAAUCGACGGAACAAUAGGAUCCACGCGGUAAUCGAAACCGAUGCUACCACAAGAACCAAAUUAAUAUACAACAAGAUAGGGUUGGGACAUAAGAAGCACUGGGCAGAAGACUAUUAG
This is a messenger RNA of Nezara viridula (southern green stink bug), 414 nucleotides long. Lineage: Eukaryota; Metazoa; Arthropoda; Insecta; Hemiptera; Pentatomidae. The record is from the annotation of a GenBank genome assembly.